AUGACAGAAAAAUCUGGACAUGAUGUUACUUUCCAGUUGAAAUCAGGAAACCAAAUUACAGCUCACAGAUCGUUCCUUGCUUCAAGGUCAAAGUUUUUUGAGAAAUUAUUCGAAACUCAUCAAAAUACUUAUCCUUUAGAGGGAUUACAAGAUGACACGCUUCAAUUCUAUAUUAAUUUCCUUUACACUGGUUAUCCACAGAUUUCAAUCUUACCAAAGCCAAUAGAUUCCAAAUUAAUUCAAAUUUUACAAGUUGACCAAAAUAACUCAUUAAGAAACUACAUUACAGGAGAAGCUGUUUACAUUACAGAUAUUUAUCUCAUAACAAGAUCCAUUGAUGAUGACAUUCGAAAGCUCUAUAACUUGGCAAUUCAAUCCAAGAAUCAAUCCAAGAAGGCAAUCAAUAAUUCCUCCCUGAUUUGCAUUCAAUUAAUGGAAGAAAACACCAAAACAGAUUGCUUCUUUGUAGAUAAGACAUUCAUGAGAAGAAUUGAUUUCUUUAGAAACAUUCUCGAUUCAGGAAUGAGUGAAGCCGAAACUGGAGUCAUCACUCUUGAAAUUUCAUCAGAAUGUUGUGAGAAACUAAUCGAAUUCAUGUAUAUUGGUCAAAUCAGUAACAUUUCCGACAGUGCCCUAUUGGAAUUGUUCAUUAUUUCCAAACAAUAUUUACAUUGCCAAGAACUAGUUCACUAUUGCGAAAAUAAUCUCAGUAGAAUCAUUCAAAAUUUGACUCCACAAGUAGCAGUUCACAUUAUUGAUUACUUUAGGGACACCUGUCAUGCAGUAGAUGACUUGAUUUCAAGAUGUAGAUAUUACAUUUGCACUAACUUUGACAAUUCAAGAGAAGAUAUCUUAAAUUUGGACUCCGAUUCAAGAUAUGAAUUGAGUAGGCUAUAUUUUGAUUAUCUCAAGAGAAAAUUCAAAAGAAAAUGAAUGAAACUCUCCACCUUCCAUAACAAGGAAGAGACCUCACUCAAUUUUCAUUGAUUCAAUACUCUUCCAAUAAAUAGGACUUGUUAUUAGUGGC
Molecule: messenger RNA, 1027 nt
Organism: Naegleria gruberi
Lineage: Eukaryota; Heterolobosea; Eutetramitea; Acrasida; Naegleriidae
Exons: 1
Coding region: 1-933 (310 amino acids)
Molecular function (GO): protein binding
Source: RefSeq, a predicted model, not a curated record